Ilex paraguariensis (yerba mate) is the source of this 3523-nucleotide messenger RNA. Lineage: Eukaryota; Viridiplantae; Streptophyta; Magnoliopsida; Aquifoliales; Aquifoliaceae. The record is from the annotation of a GenBank genome assembly.
AAAAAAAAAGGAAACGUAAUCGGGCCGGGUAUCAGAAGAUCCUCUCUCUCUCUGCGGCUUCGUCUCCUGCUUCCACGCCACAAAUCCCUGUGUAUAACCCUGAAUAACCAAAACUUACGAUCUUAUGAAGCUGCUGCUAUCCCAUUGCAAGUACUGGAUUGUAAAUGACUAUAACUAAGGGUCUGGUUUACGUCUUGAGAAUAGAUACUUAACAAGCAUUUCAGAAGCAUGAUUAGGAAGAAAAGGAACUGAAAUGUGAUUUAUCAUAUGGUGGACUGCCGAGACACCAUGCACGGUGGUGAUGAAGUGAGUGGGGACAUGGUCACUGUUGUCAAUGAGGCAUUUGAUAGAGAUGGGAGGGGUUGUACUUCUCCUAAAAGAGACAUUGUAGCUAUUGAAGGGGAUACUGAUUUUGAGCCACAUGACGGUAUUGAAUUUGAAUCACAUGAGGCUGCAUAUUCAUUUUAUCAAGAGUAUGCUAAGUCUAUGGGGUUCACUACCUCAAUAAAAAACAGCCGUCGUUCAAAGAAAUCGAAAGAAUUUAUUGAUGCUAAGUUUGCAUGCUCCAGAUAUGGAGUCACACCAGAAUCAGAUAGUGGCAGCAGUCGACGUCCAAGUGUUAAGAAAACUGACUGCAAAGCCAGCAUGCAUGUGAAGAGAAAGCAAGACGGAAAGUGGUACAUUCACGAAUUUCUGAAGGAGCAUAACCAUGAGCUUUUACCAGCACUAGCAUAUCAUUUUCGGAUUCAUAGGAAUGUAAAAUUAGCAGAAAAGAAUAAUAUUGACAUUCUGCAUGCUGUAAGUGAACGAACAAGAAAGAUGUAUGUUGAGAUGUCCAGACAAUCUGGUGGCAAUCGAAGUGUUAGCUUUCUUAGGAAUGACUUGAAUUAUCAGUUUGAUAGAGGGAGGUACUUGACUCUAGAGGAGGGAGAUGCUCAAGUUAUGCUCGAGUAUUUCAUGCAUGUCCAGAAAGAGAAUCCAUAUUUCUUCUAUGCGCUUGAUUUGAAUGAAGACCAGCGUCUAAGAAAUUUGUUCUGGGUUGAUGCCAAAAGUAGGAAUGAUUACACGAGCUUUAGCGAUGUCAUUUCUUUUGAUACCAGUUAUAUUAAAAGCAAUGACAAAAUGCCAUUUGCUCUUUUUGUGGGGGUGAACCAUCAUUUUCAGCCCAUGUUGCUUGGAUGUGCAUUGGUUGCUGAUGAGACUAAAGCAACACAAGUUUGGUUAAUGAAGACAUGGCUUAGAGCAAUGGGUAGGCAAGCGCCUAAAGUGAUAAUCACUGAUCAAGACAAAGCCUUGAAAGCCGCUGUUGAAGAAGUAUUCCCAAAUGCACGUCAUUGCUUUUCUCUUUGGCAUAUAUUGGAGAGGAUCCCUGAAACUCUUGCUCAUGUAAUCAAACAACAUGAUAAUUUCAUAGGUAAAUUCAACAAGUGCAUUUUUAAGUCAUUGACGGAUGAACAAUUCGACAUGAGAUGGUGGAAGAUGGUCAGUAGAUUUGAACUUCAAGAGAAUGAAUGGAUUCAUUCACUGUAUGAAGAUCGUAAAAGGUGGGUGCCUACUUAUAUGAGGGAUACUUUUGUGUCUGGGAUGUCAACAACUCAGCGUUCUGAAAGUAUAAACUCUUUCUUUGACAAAUACAUCCAUAAGAAAAUUACUUUGAAAGAGUUUCUUAGACAAUAUGGAACAAUUCUCCAAAGUAGGUAUGAGGAGGAAGCCAUUGCAGACUUUGAUACGUGGCACAAACAGCCUGCAUUAAAAUCUCCCUCACCUUGGGAAAAACAAAUGUCAACUGUUUAUACACAUGCAAUCUUCAAGAAAUUCCAAGUUGAGGUUUUGGGCGUAGUGGGGUGCCAUCCUAAAAAGGAAAGUGAAGAUGGACCAAAUAUAACAUUUAGAGUUGAUGACUGUGAGAAAGGUGAAAACUUUGUCGUCACAUGGAACGAGGCAAAGUCAGAUGUUUUUUGUUCAUGUCUUCUAUUUGAAUACAAAGGUUUUCUUUGUAGACAUGCGAUGAUUGUUCUCCAAAUGUGUGGUCUUUCAAGCAUCCCAUCUCAGUAUAUUUUGAAGAGGUGGACAAAAGAUGCAAAGAGCAAGCAAUCGACAGUAGAAGGAACAGCGCGAAUACAAACUAGGGUUCAAAGAUACAAUGAUUUAUGCACACGUGCCAUUAAAUUGGGUGAGGAAGGAUCUUUAUCAGAGGAGAGUCACAAUAUUGCAUUUCGUGCAAUAGUUGAAGCUCUGAAGAAUUGUGUGAAUAUCAACAAUAGAAGUGCUUCAGAAUCUAACAACAAUGCUCUUUGUCUUCGUGACUUGGAAGAAGAGAAUCAGGCAGUUCUUGCUAUUAAAACAAGUAAGAAGAAGAGCGCAAGCAAGAAAAGAAAGGUACAAUCCGAUCCAGAAGCUUUGAUCGUUGAGACUCAGGACAGCUUGCAGCAAAUGGGGAAUCUCAGCUCAGAUGGAAUGACACUCAAUGGCUAUUAUGGGACUCAGCAGAAUGUGCAGGGCUUGUUGAACUUGAUGGAGCCACCCCAUGAUGGUUAUUAUGUCAGUCAACAAAGUAUGCAGGGGCUGGGACAAUUAAACUCAAUAGCAACUAGUCAUGAUGGUUUUUUUGGGGCUCAACAUAUGCAUGGACUGGGGCAUUUGGAUUUUAGACCACCGGGUUUCAGUUACAGCUUGCAGGUCUGUGAGAGAUACGGCAAUUAUAUUGUUAGAUUGGACGAAUGACACUUUUUCUUGCACGGACUUCUUAUUUCAAUCUUUUUGCCCUAAUUUUAGGAUGAGUCUAAUUUGAGACCUAGUCAGUUGCACGACAACACUGCUAGACAUGCAUGAGGAAGAAAGAGGUCUCCAGAAUGCAGUAAUAUCCGUAGUCACUUUUUGAAGGUGGUUUACAUUUUGCCUUGGGCAAAAUGCUAUUAAACAGAAAAGGAGAUUAAGAAAGUGUUUCUGCGAUCUCCCGGUGCUAGUUUUUUGGAGGACUAACAGAAUAGUACUCUGUUUACAUUUUACACCAAACUUGUUACUUGUCUAAACGGAUGGAAAAAAUUUAACUGGAAUUUUUCUUCUUGUUCUGGAGAGUUUUCCAGGUAUAUGCUGGCUAUAUGCUCCUUGUUUAUCUGAAGCCACACAUCUGCAGUUGUGAUUGCUACACAGCAGGAGAUUUCUGGAUUUUCUAUGGGAAUACGGUCAGUGAUCUGCGAAAACUAAUUCUAAACUAUUGUAAAUAUCAGGAUUGACGAGGUAAAUGAGAAGAUGUAUUCAGUACUAUUUAUGAUGAUGUUAGAGCUAAAGCAAGCCCUUCUUUUCAUUGCAAGCUUCUUCAAAACUUGGUAAAGAAUCCUAAAUAGCAGAUUUUGAAAUCCCUAUGGUGUAAUGGGGGGCAGAGUUCUUAUUUUAUUAAUCUUUCAUUGGCAUGUUGAAUAUUCCGAAAUAAGUACUCUAGAAAUGUUGUGUUGUGGUGUAAAGAGCCUCUGGAAGACCUCAUCAUUUGUUUAUAUUCUGCAGAGUCCAUAUUUGUCCUGUU